Molecule: messenger RNA, 2070 nt
Organism: Oreochromis niloticus (Nile tilapia)
Lineage: Eukaryota; Metazoa; Chordata; Actinopteri; Cichliformes; Cichlidae
Gene: marchf1
Product: membrane-associated ring finger (C3HC4) 1
Exons: 8
Coding region: 391-2070 (559 amino acids)
Molecular function (GO): zinc ion binding
Source: RefSeq, a predicted model, not a curated record
AAAACAGGAAGUACUGGGGCGGCCCUUCCCAUAUACCUGUUUCACAUAUAGGACCUGCACAAAGGAACACACAGUGCAGGAAAGCGAAAAAGGUGGAGGAAGAGGAGGAGGUGGUGGGCACUGUGGAGUAGUUUCCCAGUCGUCAUGACGACCUCACACCCCACCAUCCUGCUAUCUUCUUGUUACCACGGUGACCUGAUCCCGUUUCAUCUCCGCUCUUCUUGAUGAUCCGGAUUGGCUCGAUAAAUAAGUGCGAUCCGGGAGUGCCUCUUCCUAUUUCAGGAACGAGCUUGUGGACGCGAGAGCAGAUCCCACGCAGGGACGCAGAUUGGAGGACAGGACUGGGAAUGCUGUGGGAGUAACUCCGGAGCGUUGCCUGGAAACAGCAGCAUGCCAGUACAACAGAUAACUGUGGUUCCGUCCAGGGACAUAGCCAACAAUGGCAAGAGCGCUCUUCGCUCCAAAGACAAGACCGAGGGGAGGAAGGCACCUGGGCGCUCAGGGAGUCGAUCCAGCAACAUCUCCAAGGCUAGCAACUCGACUGCAGGGCUUACUACAGCCUCAAGGACAUCCAUAACACCAUCCGCUCAGGACAUAUGCAGUUCUGGACAGCUGUCCCGCUUAGAGGAGGAUGCGUCUGAGUCACGCAAACACAAAAAGCACACACACAACUCCUCUGCAAUGACAGUCACUGGCACCACUCUGGGCUCAUCGGCUCAGGCACAAAAAAAGCAGGUGAAGCGACGUCACCGCCGCAAGAGAAGCAGCUGCACGGCCAUCGACUGCGUGGAAACCAAUGGCAAGCAGGACCACAACGACCGGAGCCUCAGCUCUGACCGUAGUGAGUUGGGCGAGAAGAGGGAGCGCUCCUUCAGGAACCGGAGGGAUCUCCCACCUCGCUUCCGGUGCACAGGUGCGCCGCCUUCAGACUCCUCUGAGGAUGAGGCGUGCCGCGAGAGCCGCAGCUGGAGCAAAGAGAAAGCCAGAAGAGCGCGCCGCCGCAGCGGGAGCAGCCGGGACAGGGAGGUGAUAAACACACACAAAGGAGGAGAAGACAAAGCCGAGAUCAUGGAGCUGCAAUCUGUGGGCUCAGAUGAAGGGAAAGAGAGUCAACCUCUGAUGGAGGACAGCAGCGGCCUUAAGAAGCGCCACAACCACGGGAGCUCGGUGAAGAGAGACAGCCAUGCAUCGCAGAGGGAUCGAUCGCAGGGCAGAGAUAAGGAUACGAAGAGCUACAAAUCACAGAGCCCAAGAGGCAGCUCCUCAUUGGCCGACGAUGGCGAGGAGCUCAUCACCAAGAGAUACCAGGAGAAGGGGUCAGGGGGCGGGGACAUGUCAGUGCCCACACUCCAGAAACACUGUGAUGCGAAUGGGAACACACCGCAUCCCUGCUCUGAUGACUCUGAGCUGGAGGUCUGCAGGAUCUGCCACUGUGAGGGGGACGACGAGUGUCCGUUGAUAAUGCCCUGUCGCUGCACGGGAAGCCUCAGUUUUGUUCAUCAGGCCUGUCUCAACCAGUGGAUCAAAUCCUCCGACACUCGCUGCUGUGAACUCUGCAAAUUUGACUUCAUCAUGGAGACGAAGCUCAAACCUUUAAGCAAGUGGGAGAAGCUACACAUGUCAAAGAGCGAGAGGAGGAAGAUCUUCUGCUCAGUGCUGUUUCACCUGAUAGCGAUAGUGUGUAUGUUGUGGUCCGUCUACAUUCUGGUGAGGAGAACUGCUGAAGAGAUCCGACUCGGAAAGAACGGUGUGCUGGAAUGGCCCUUCUGGACUAAGCUGAUUGUGGUGGCCAUCGGCUUCACGGGUGGCCUCAUCUUCAUGUACAUCCAAUGUAAAGUCUACCUGCAGCUGUGGCGCCGCCUCAAGGCCUUCAACCGCAUCAUCACUGUGCAGAACUGUCCCGAGAAGGACCUGCACAACCCCCAGGCCUGGCACAGCACCAUCGCCAAUGGCAGGCAUGAAACCGUGGAGGUGCCGGUCAGCCAGGCCCUCGCCCAAGCUCCGGCAGCGCCGAUGGACUCUGACACGUCGGUGGAAGCCGCUGUGGCACCGGCGCAAAACCCCGUUUGA